AUGGGCGCGGUGGUCAUGAGGAAGGUGGUUGAGAUCGGUGAGAUGAACGUUGUCGCCUACCCGCUGGCCAGGACCAAGCACGGCCGCCCCGGCGCUCCGUCUUCUUCACAAUCUCGCGCUGGGAAAGGAGGGCGUGGCCACGUGGAGGAGAUAGCUGAAGUCGAGGGUGUUGUUGAUGACAUAAAAGUGAAGAGUGUUUGUGCUGUUGGUGGUGACCUCCUCUGCCGCGCGCCGGCGGUGGCCGACUUGCACUGCGACCCUGGCCAUUGA
Messenger RNA from Triticum turgidum subsp. durum (durum wheat), 270 nucleotides. Lineage: Eukaryota; Viridiplantae; Streptophyta; Magnoliopsida; Poales; Poaceae. The record is from the annotation of a GenBank genome assembly.